AUGUGCUGCUUCGACGACUGCUGCUGCUGCGGCGGCUGCUACGACUCGUUCUGCGACCGGUGCUGCCCCUGCAUCUCCUACGACACGCGCGAGACCAUCUUCGGCUGCUGCAUCUGCUUCCUCGUGCUCGCCGCCGUCGUGCUCUUCGUCGUGCUCCUGGUCGCCUACGGGUUCAUCCGCCACGUGGAGGUCGCCGUGGAGGCCGCCUCGCUGACCAGGUUCGCCCUCGUGACCUCCCCGGCCACCGCGCUCGCCUACAACCUCUCGCUCACGCUCACGGUCCGCAACCGGAACUGGGCCAUGAGCAUCAAGAACACCGAGCCGCUGGAGGCGGACUACAGCUUCGACGGCCAGCGGUUCGACCGCGUCAAGCUCGCCGGCAAGGGGGACGUCCACCCGGCGGGCAAGACCCGCGUGUACCACCUCGACUCCGGUGCGGACGGCGCGUACGUGGCGCUGGGGAACGCCGGCGUCGCCGAGUUCGGGAAGGAGAACGCCACGGGGCUGUUCCAGGUGGAGGUGGCGCUCGCCGGCGAGGUCAGGUACCAGGCGCACGUCACCAAGUGCAAGCUGGCCGCGACGUGCCCGCUCAAGCUGCAGCUCGCGCCGCCGGGGACGACGGCCGUCGUCUUCCAGAAGGUCAAAUGCAAGCUCGCCAAGCCCGACAAGAACUGCUAG
Messenger RNA from Miscanthus lutarioriparius, 678 nucleotides. Lineage: Eukaryota; Viridiplantae; Streptophyta; Magnoliopsida; Poales; Poaceae. The record is from the annotation of a GenBank genome assembly.